GGCCACCUCUACUUUAUACUACUGUGCAGUAAAAAAAAAAAAAAUCAGGGAGGAUGAAAUUAAAGGGGGAAUUUCAGACUGUCAGUUCCCCAUCCUUCCAAAAAUCCAAACUAAGAUAGGGGAGUUUCCCCGCCACAUCCUUAAUUUCUUCAAUCUCUUCAUCAUCUUCAAACUAAACAGAUACUUGAAAACACAGAACAAAGUAGUAAUAAUGCUGAUGAAUUUUUAGAAGAGAUAACAAAAAUAACAAAUUGUUCAUCAAUGGAGAGCUUAAUCAUCCCCUGCAAAUCAGCCCCACCUAUACCAUUUCUUCCCGAUUUCUCUCACAAUCCCAUCAAAUCAACUGUAUCUUUCUCUAAAACUCACUUACCAUUUCUUUCAAAAACCCCAGAUUUUGCAAAAUUAAGUAAUCUUGUUAAAUUGGGUCAUUUUAGGGAAGCCAUAACUGUCCUAGAUUCAUUUUCUAGAAAUGGGUUUAAGCUAAAAGCUGAUUCUUUUACCCAGUUGCUAGAUAGUUGCAUUGAUCUCAAUUCAAUUGAAUUAGGGCGUGAAUUGCAUGCUAGAAUUCACUUAGUUGACGAUAUUAGUCUGUUUGUUGAGACAAAAUUGGUUAGUAUGUAUGCAAAAUGUGGGUGUUUGAGUGAUGCGCGUAAGGUGUUUGAGAAAAUGUCUGAGAGAAACUUGUUUACUUGGUCAGCUAUGAUUGGGGCAUGUGCUAGGGAGCAUAGAUGGGGUGAGGUGUUAGACUUGUUUGGUUUAAUGAUGGAAGAUGGGAUUUUGCCUGAUGGGUUUUUGUUUCCUAAGAUUUUACAAGCUUGUGGGAAUUGUGGAGAUUUUAGGACUGGGAGGUUAAUACAUUCGUUGGUGAUUCGAAGUGGGAUGAGUUCGUGUAAGCGGGUUAGUAAUGCAUUGUUGGCGGUGUAUGCCAAGUCUAACAAGUUGGGUUCGGCUAGGAGGUUUUUUGAGGAGAUGGAUGAAAGAGAUAUUGUUACCUGGAACUCAAUGAUGUCUGGAUAUUGCCGGAGAGGUGAGAAUGGUGAAGCGUAUAGGUUACUGAAAAUGAUGUGUGAGGAGGGGAUUGAACCUAGUUUGAUUACUUGGAACAUAUUAAUUACUGGUUACAAUCAAUCAGGUGACUGUGAUGCUGCCAUGGAACUCAUUGACCAGAUGAAAGGUUUUGGAGCGAUUCCUGAUGUUUUUACCUGGACCUCCAUGAUCUCAGGCCUUUCUCAGAAUAAUAGGGUAGUUGAAGCAUUAGAACUCUUCGGGGAGAUGCUUUUGGUCAAUGUUAAACCGAAUGAGGUUACCAUAGCUAGUGCAAUCUCUGCCUGUGCAUCUAUUAAAUCUCUAGAGAAGGGAAAGGAGUUUCAUUCGGUAGCCACUAAAAUGGGUCUCUCUAACAAUGUUUUGGUUGGAAAUGCACUAAUAGACAUGUAUUCAAAAUGUGGGGAACUCGAAGCAGCACGCAAGGUCUUUGAUCUGAUGUCUGAAAAAGAUGUUUAUACAUGGAAUUCAAUGAUAGGAGGCUACUGUCUAGGUGGUUACUGCGGCAAAGCCCAUGGCUUGUUUUUGAACAUGCAGAAUUCAGAGACAUCACCCAAUGUCGUGACUUGGAAUGUGAUUAUCUCAGGUUUCAUCCAAAAUGGAGAUGAAGACCAAGCCAUGGAGCUCUUUCAGAUGAUGGGUAAAGAGGGGAUAGUAAAGCCUGAUACAUCAACAUGGAACUCUCUUAUUUCUGGCUAUUUACAGAUGGAGCGCAAGUAUGAGGCAUUAAUGGUCUUCCGACAAAUGCAGUCCGCAGGUUAUCGACCCAAUCCAGUUUCAAUUUUGACAAUUUUACCUGCUUGUGGUAAUCUGACAGCAUCAGACAAGGUGAAAGAGAUCCAUGCUUGUGUGCUACGUGGAAAUCUAGAUGCUCAUAUCGCUCUUUCAAAUGCACUAAUUGACGUUUAUGGCAAGUCAGGCAACCUUGCAUACUCGAGGUCCUUAUUUAACUGUAUGUCAUCAAAGGAUAUCAUCACUUGGAACUCAUUUAUCUCUGGUUAUAUUUUACAUGGUCGUUCAGAUGAUGCAUUUGAGGCCUUUGAUCAGAUGACAAGGGAGGGAUAUAGACCAAACAGAGGUACUUUUAGUAUAGCAGGAAACGAUACCAACAAGAAGCCAGUUGUUGUUGGGCCAUGGGGCGGUCAAAGUGGAUCUAACUGGGAUGAUGGGGCAUACACAACUGUGAGGCGAAUACUAAUAACACAUGGAGCUGGUAUUGACUCCAUUCAUAUCGAAUAUGAUGAACAAGGAUCUUCAGUGUGGUCGGAUAAACAUGGUGGCAGUGGAGGCUAUAAAACAGAUGAGGUUAAACUUGCAUACCCAGAUGAAUUCCUGACAUCUAUUCAUGGUUACUAUGGGCCCUUGUAUCAUGGUGGGCCACUUUGUGUUCGAUCCCUGACCUUUGUCAGCAAUCAAAAAAUCCAUGGACCAUUUGGUGUCGAGCUAGGAACAUUCUUCUCUGUUCCAAAGGCUGGUGAGAGAAUUGUUGGCUUCUAUGGAAGAUCUGGUUGGUUCCUUGAUGCCAUUGGAGCGUAUUUGAAGCCCUUCGAACAAAGAAAUGUGUCAAAACCUAUGGUUCAUUCCCAAAAUUAUGUUACAAACGGGGUUGAUCAAUCUGGUUACUCAGUAAUACAUGGUAGUUUAGGAAAGGAUUAUGACAUAGUGCUUGCUAUAAAACAGAGGGAAAAUUACAGCCAUGGUCUUGCUCCGCCAAAAAUAACUGAGGUUGACACCAACUCGUCACCAGUAUCAUUCUCAAGACAAAGUUCACGUUCUGACUUCUCUGAUGUAGAAGGCAAAGAUAAGGUGUUGGCCCUUCCACCCGUUGCUGAGACAAAACCAUCAGGCGUUGUGACUCAUGGACCCUGGGGUGGCAAUGGAGGAACUUUGUUUGAUGAUGGAGUUUACAAAGGUGUCAGGGAAAUUAUUAUAUCUCGAAAUGUUGGUAUCGUUUAUGUGAAGGUGUUAUAUGAGCAGAACGGUGUAGCUCUAUGGGGAAGCAGGAAUGGAGGGACAGGUGGAUUUAAAAGGGAGAAGAUUGUCUUUGAUUAUCCUUAUGAAAUCUUGACACAUAUAACGGGAUUCUGUGGCCCAACGAUGAUUAGUUCUUCAAUUGUAAAAUCGAUCACGUUCCACACCACUAAGGGGAAACAUGGACCAUUUGGUGAAGAGCAAGGUGUGCCCUUUACCUCUAAAUUAAAGGAAGGGGAGAUUGUGGGCUUUCAUGGGAGAAAAGGACUGUUUUUAGAUGCCAUCGGGGUUCAUAUUAAGGAGGGGAAAGUAACACCACAAGUGCGCCCUCCUCUGCCUCUGAGUGACUUGGCUAUCAUACCUGCUACCGAUCAAAAUUCCUUGUGGCCUAGCAAGAAAAUAAUUGCAAGCGGAGCACCAGCAGAAGAGCCCGCUCACAAGGUUGUGAAAGAACCAGCUCAAUGUGGACCUGGACCCUGGGGUGGUGAUGGAGGAAAAUUAUGGGAUGAUGGAGUCUUCACUGGAAUUAAACAGGUGUUUCUGACAAAAUCUGAAGUAAUCUGUUCAAUUCAGAUUGAAUAUGAUCGACAUGGUCAGUCAGUUUGGUCAGUGAAACAUGGCGGUAACAGUGGUACAAAGACACAUCGGAUAAAACUGGAGUAUCCACAUGAAAUGCUUACCUGUAUAUCGGGUUACUAUGGUUCGGUAACUAAGGAUGAUCCUUCCAAAGUCAUUAGAUCAUUAACGUUUUAUACUAGUAGAGGGAAGUAUGGUCCAUUCGGUGAGGAAAUAGGAACGUUCUUCACAUCAACUACUACUGAAGGGAAAGUGGUCGGCUUCCAUGGAAGAAGUGGCUCAUACUUGGAUGCUGUUGGUGUACAUAUGCAGCACUGGAUAGGGAGCUACAAGCAGGCGAAACCUUCCGGGUUUUUCAAAAUGUUUGGCUGAAGAACAGCAAGGAGAUGGCGACUUCUUCAAUAACACAAUUCAGAGUAGCAAGUCAUUACACAUUGUUGGAUGCCUUUCUUUUUGUUCAGUGAAUUGUUUUUUUUUUUUUUUUUUUUUUUUUGACGGGAAACUCAACAAUUUAUUCAAUCAACUCCAAAUCGUUUAAUACAUAGGAUUGUUCAGUGAAUUGUUGGAAAUGCCUUUAUUGGGGAAUCUGUUGAGAAGAAUGUUGUUAGUUGCACUUACUGAUCACAGCUGAUUUUAUGUUGAAAUUGAUUAUAAUAGUUUAAAGAUAAUAGGGAAUGAAUCUUGUUUUA
Messenger RNA from Beta vulgaris subsp. vulgaris (sugar beet), 4280 nucleotides. RefSeq names its product jacalin-related lectin 3. The transcript has 8 exons. Gene Ontology annotation, biological process: RNA modification. Gene Ontology annotation, molecular function: protein binding; RNA binding; carbohydrate binding. Lineage: Eukaryota; Viridiplantae; Streptophyta; Magnoliopsida; Caryophyllales; Amaranthaceae. The coding region runs from base 262 to 3963 and encodes 1233 amino acids. The record is from RefSeq and is a predicted model, not a curated record.